This is a messenger RNA of Hippocampus zosterae (dwarf seahorse), 551 nucleotides long. Its product is annotated as eotaxin-like. Lineage: Eukaryota; Metazoa; Chordata; Actinopteri; Syngnathiformes; Syngnathidae. Gene Ontology annotation, molecular function: chemokine activity; CCR chemokine receptor binding. Gene Ontology annotation, biological process: G protein-coupled receptor signaling pathway; cellular response to interleukin-1; cellular response to type II interferon. The record is from RefSeq and is a predicted model, not a curated record. The coding region runs from base 103 to 507 and encodes 134 amino acids. The transcript is spliced from 3 exons. Gene Ontology annotation, cellular component: extracellular region.
UAUAUCUAUAUAUAAGAGCCUCCAUCCUAAACCGGAUGAAUUUCAUCCGCUCGCUGGUCUGUCAUUCAAAUCGCCGGCAGCUCUGUUGUUCCUGCUCCAAAGAUGAAACUCAACCUAAUUCUUCUCUGCUGGUCUCUGUGGAUGACCUCGGCCCUCACAACGCACGGGCCAGUUUCGGACUGCUGUCCUGGCUUGUCCAACACCACAGUUAGCCUGAAUCGAAUCAAGAGUUACGUUAUUCAGUCCGUGGGCGCCUGCUCCUUCAAGGCAGUAGUGUUUUACACUCACGGCCGCAAAAGAAUUUGCGCAGACCCCAACAGUUGUUGGACUCAGAGAGCCAUGUUCAAAGUGGAUGGCCGAGCAUUGCGGCGGAAGGAAGAAAGCAACGACAAAUCCACGGGGGCCAGUGGGACGACUGUACCGUGCACCCUGUCAAGAAAUUCACACGGGAGGAAACGUCGGAGGGGAAAGCUGUUAGGAAUGAAAAAAGGCAAGACGCGGGUGUAGAUAUAUUUGAACAAAUGUCCUAAAUAAAUGUGCUUUAACAAUGA